CCUUUGCUGCGGCUUUAUCUUCAAUCUGUUUUGAGGGAUUUGAUUGUGUGGGGAUUUGAUUGUGCAGGUACGCGUGGACCAAAGUCAAACUUUACCAAGGCCCAAUAUUUCCUCAAAAGUAUUAUUUUCCAUAUAAUAAACCAGCAUCCCCCAGUGACUAGUCCGCGGAUUUUCCACUCUUGGAAACCAAGAAUAAUAGAAUUUAAGGAAACAAGAAGAACAAGGCGCAGCCGGCACAACACGACGCCGUUCGCCGCCGCUCCUAUCACCACAGCAUUUCCUUCUCCUUCUCUUCGUCUCUGUUUCGUUUACUAUUGCCGCCGCUCUCAUUUGACCGCUUCACCUUUCACUCAACUUUUUCCGAUGGCGCUUCGUUUCGAGCUGUUUUGCUGAUUUUAGAACUUGGUUCGCUGUUUUUUAACUGAAGGUUUUGGGGAGGUUCAAUCGUGCUCGUGCAGCUCAACUCACACUCCCUCACUUUGUAUGUCAGACUCCUCUUUUCAUGCCUGUUGGAACACAAGGAACUAUAAAAGGGUUGGCAACUGACCAGCUUGAGGAGAUUGGUUGCCAAAUAAUUCUUGGGAAUACAUAUCAUUUGGCACUUCGACCUACCUCUGAGCUUAUUGACGAGAUGGGAGGUCUCCACAAAUUUAUGAACUGGCCAAGAGCGCUGCUUACUGAUUCUGGUGGCUUUCAGAUGGUAUCCUUAUUGCAUUUAGCUGACAUCACUGAGGAGGGUGUAACAUUUCAGUCACCGGUCGAUGGAAAGCCAAUGCUCUUGACACCUGAGGAAUCAAUUCAAGUCCAAAAUAGAAUUGGAGCAGAUAUUAUAAUGGCCCUUGAUGAUGUAGUGAGAACCACCAUCACUGGUCCAAGAAUUGAGGAGGCCAUGUAUCGUACUCUACGAUGGAUUGACAGAUGUAUAGCAGCUCAUACAAGACCGAGCGAGCAGAACUUAUUUGGUAUUGUUCAAGGUGGCUUAGAUCCUGUACUAAGGGAUAUAUGCGUCAGAGGCUUAGUAGAACGGAAUUUGCCUGGCUAUGCCAUAGGCGGUCUUGCGGGUGGCGAAAGUAAGGAUUCAUUUUGGCGUGUUGUUGCUCAGUGCACUGCUGCACUGCCUGAGGACAAGCCGCGAUAUGUUAUGGGCGUUGGUUAUCCAUUGGACAUUGUAGUUUGCAGUGCUUUAGGUGCUGACAUGUAUGACUGUGUUUAUCCAACACGUACUGCUCGCUUUGGCACAGCUCUUAUACCUGAGGGAGUGCUGAAGCUGAAGCACAAAGCUAUGGCUGAGGAUACCCGCCCUAUCGAUCCUACAUGUGCUUGUAUGGUAUGCAAGAAUUAUACUAGAGCUUACAUUCAUUGCCUAGUUACAAAAGAUGCUAUGGGAUCUCAGCUUCUGUCAUAUCACAACCUGUAUUACAUGCUAAAGCUAAGUAGAGAUCUACACUCAUCAAUAAUCCAAGGAACAUUUCCAGAGUUUAUAUGCAACUUUCUGCAAACAAUGUUUCCUAAAGGAGAUGUCCCGGAAUGGGUCUGCAAUGCCAUGGAGGUUGCUGGAAUUGACAUCUCUUCCUGCUGUACUCCAUUUUCUUCAUCCCAAGAUUCAGAUUAGAAGUGUACACACAACUGAGGUAGUCUUAUACAAAUUUUGAUGCAAGAGCGGUUAUUUGAGCCAAAAACACGAGAAAGGUUGAUACCUAACAAAUGUAGACUAGGUGAGGGGAGAGCGUAGAUCAUGUUUCCCUUAUUCUGUUUCACUAGAAACCAUAGGAUAAUCUUCUCUGGCAAUUUUGGGGAUCCAUUGACUAAAACACGCUGCAGAAAGGAAACAAAUCGCAAGAGAUACUGUUGGCAAUUCUUUUUGGAAUAGGAGAUCCUUCAAUUUUUGUUGUCUUCACUGCUUGUAAGAACAAUACAAAAUGCAAUUAACAAAUGAUUCGGCUAGUUUUGAAAAGAUCGCUUGCUCAUUCUUUAUACAUACA
This is a messenger RNA of Rosa rugosa (rugosa rose), 1982 nucleotides long. RefSeq lists its product as uncharacterized. The record is from RefSeq and is a predicted model, not a curated record. NCBI's taxonomy places the organism in Eukaryota, Viridiplantae, Streptophyta, Magnoliopsida, Rosales, Rosaceae. Bases 503 to 1612 code for a protein of 369 amino acids. Gene Ontology annotation, cellular component: cytosol. The transcript is spliced from 15 exons. Gene Ontology annotation, molecular function: tRNA-guanosine(34) queuine transglycosylase activity.